AUGGCCAAAGAAACAGCAACCUACACCCACGGCCACCACGCCUCAGUCGUCCGCUCCCACAGCUGGCGCACUGCAUCUAACUCAAUCGGCUUUCUCCUACCUCACCUGAAACCAAACAUGAGGAUUCUAGACAUCGGCUGCGGCCCGGGAACAAUCACCGUCGACGUGGCAGCUCUGAUUCCCCAAGGCCACAUCACAGGCCUUGAACGCGCCGGGUCAAUCCUUACACAGGCACGCGCCCUCGCCAAGGAAAAAGGUCUUACGAAUGUCGAUUUCGUCGAGGGAGACGCAAAUGGUCUAUCCUACGAAGAUGGCACCUUUGACGUCGUCUUUUGUCAUCAGGUUCUACAGCAUGUGGGGGAUCCCGUGGGCAUACUCAAGGAGAUGAAGCGCGUCACGAAGACCGGAGGAAUUGUUGCAGCGAGGGAGGCUGAUUAUGGUGUUUUUGUGUGGUAUCCUGAAUUACCGGCUUUGAAGACUUGGCAGGAGUUGUAUGAUCGUAUCGCGAGGAAGAAUGGGGGUGAGCCGAAUGCGGGCCGUGUGUUACAUACGUGGGCGAAGAGGGCGGGGCUUAGCCCGAAGUGUUCGGCUACGAUGUGGUGUUAUGCAGAUAGAGGGGAUACAAAGUGGUGGAGUGAGAGUUGGGUGGAGAGGGCGCUUUAUUCUUCCUUUGCGACUACGGCGCUGGAGAAUGGGAUAGCGAGUCAAGAGGAGUUGCAGGGGGUUUCGGAUGCUUGGAAGGAGUGGGGGAACCAUGAAGAUGCUUGGAUUUCUAUUCCUAGUAUGGAGAUCUUAUGUUUUAAGGAGUAG
Messenger RNA from Penicillium maclennaniae, 810 nucleotides. RefSeq names its product class I SAM-dependent methyltransferase. The record is from RefSeq and is a predicted model, not a curated record. Gene Ontology annotation, molecular function: sterol 24-C-methyltransferase activity. Bases 1 to 810 code for a protein of 269 amino acids. NCBI's taxonomy places the organism in Eukaryota, Fungi, Ascomycota, Eurotiomycetes, Eurotiales, Aspergillaceae. Gene Ontology annotation, cellular component: endoplasmic reticulum. The transcript has a single exon. Gene Ontology annotation, biological process: sterol biosynthetic process.